AUGGUAGGUCAAGUAAAGGCGCGUAAAGCCGCGGGAGUAAUCCUUGAGAUGAUUAGGGAACGGAAAAUCGCCGGUCGAGCUAUCCUAAUCGCUGGUCAACCCGGAACUGGUAAGACCGCGAUAGCUAUGGGAAUGGCGAAAUCGCUUGGCUUGGAAAUACCUUUCGCUAUGAUUUCAGGAAGCGAGAUUUUUUCCUUGGAGAUGUCGAAAACAGAGGCUUUGACUCAGUCUAUACAAAAAGGAAGUAACUUUGUAAUCUCUUCUUUGUUCUUUGGCAGAACACGAGGGGUUCAAGCGGUUUUUAGUGGCGAUAUAGGAGAAAUCCGAUCGGAAGUCCGGGGAGAUAUCGAUACAAAAGUAGCGGAAUGGAGAGAAGAAGGAAAAGUGGAAAUAGUUCCUGGUGUUCUCUUCAUUGAUGAAGUUCACAUGCUUGACAUGGAAUGCUUCUCAUUCCUAAACAGAGCUUUAGAAAACGAAAUGUCACCAAUCCUCGGUCAUGGCAACAAACCGAGGAGUCACAUGAAUCCGUGGCACAGACCAGAUAUCACCACACGGGAUCCCGAUAGACCUCCUUGA
Messenger RNA from Arabis nemorensis, 576 nucleotides. The record is from the annotation of a GenBank genome assembly. Lineage: Eukaryota; Viridiplantae; Streptophyta; Magnoliopsida; Brassicales; Brassicaceae.